GGUACCCAUCGGGCUGGCGGCAGCCGGUGCGGGGCCCCCUGAUGCGUUCUGACUGGACUAACGACCGCCCUGGGUGGGCACCGAGGGCGGCUAAGGACCACUCAAAGUCGGUUAAUGACUGCCUACUUUUCCUGGGGUGCUGAACUGUGUUUUGGGUGCCUGGAAAGAUGCGAAGUAAGCCCUAACCAGCUCUGCAAGACCUCAGGGUGCUCGAAGAGAUAGGACGGGACCGAAAAACCCUUCAGGGUAGAAAGCUUGCACUGGGUUGGGAAGUGCAGUUCUGGACUUUCGUCGCCAGCCCUGGGUACUGAUGGCUUGGAAACCCUGUGGAGCAGUUCUUCUCUGCCCUAUAGGGUCGCUAUGAGUUGGAAUCGACUCGACAGCAACGGGUUUGGUUUGGUUUUCGUUUUCAGGCCCUCUUACCAAUUAUGCACUCUCCUCCUGUCACCCACGAGCUGUGUCAUGUAGCCUGAUCUUAAGAAUAUAGGUUUCUGGGUUAAACAGACCUACCUGAGUCUCGGCUUCACUUUUUUGACAGCUGUGUGGCCUUGAGCAAGUCACUUAACCUCUCUGAGCCUGAGCAUCUGCCCCUUUAAAUGGGCAUAUUACCUAUUCCAUAUGGUGUUUGCAAAGAUGUUGAUCUUAGCUGAAACCUGUCGUUGCCUGUAAAAGCAAAAUCCGGGAGUGGGAAGCAAGUUUCCAAGGACCUCUUUUGGCUGUGAGAUCCAGUGAUCUCCCACUUGUGGGCUGUUAAAAAUCCAUAAUUGUUUGGAAUCGGAAAUUCCUGUUUUUGUAAAGGGCCGAAUAGUAAAUUUUCGUCUUUGUGGAGCAUAUAAUCUGUAGUAACUACUAAACUCUGCAAAAGCAGCCAUAGACCAUAUGUAAAUGAACGGGCAUGGCCCAUGUUCCAGUAAAACUUUAUUGACAGAAACAAACAGCUGCUCACUUUGGCUGGUGGACUGUAGUUUGUCAACCCCUGGUCUAGGGUUUACGUUUCCAAGACUUGCACUAAUCAUUGGACCCUUUCAACCCUCCUUCCUCUCUCUUCCACCCCAGGAAGAAUAGUUGUUACUCCCUCUUUACACAUAAGGAAACUGAGACCUAGUGAAGCAAUGACUUUCUCAGUUUCAUAGCAGACCUGGUCCAUCCCUGGGCCUCAGGGUAUUGUUAUUUGCCACUUUUGCCAUUUCCUGCCACCAUGUUAAGGUGGAAGCUGUUUCAGUUUCCGAGUAUGCAGUUCAGGAAAUGCUCUGGAUUCCCAGAAAAUUAGAAUAACUAAGUAUAGUGGUUAAGUGCUAUGGCUGCUAACCAAAAGGUCGGCAGUUCACAUCCACCAGCUGCUCCUUGGAAACUAUGGGGCAGUUCUCCUCUGUCGUACAGGGUCACUGUGAGUCAGAAUCGACUUGACGGCAAUGGGUUUUUUUCAGUAUAAAGUAUGAAAUAGCAAAGAAACCGGGAUAGGUAACCUACAGUGUAUUCUCUUAAAACAUUUGAAACAUGAUAUUCUUUGCAGUAAACGUAAAUUAUUUUUACACUCAAAAAACUAUCGAUAAUUUAAAGGAGAAUUAUUUCUAUGUUGGGUGCUGUAGGUAAAAAUAUAUAUAUAUUUUAGUAAAAGAGCUAUUCAUUAUACAACCUUUCUCUUCCUCAUUAUAUGCAUUCACAAACACUGGUAAGUACAAUAAAAUCCAGAAGCAGAAGAAUGGGUUGUCUUAUCUUGCAGUUGCUGAAACAAGGAACGACCUAAAAAGCUUAAAUCCACAAAUGGAAUACAGUGUAACACUGGAAAGGAAUGAGCUUUGUCUGUGUGUAUUGACACGGAAAUGUCACCGCUCCACAGUGCUGAAAAAGCAAAAAAUUACCAAAGAAAUGGAUGACUUUCUACAAGAGUUGAGGCAGAAGAUCAAAAUUGGAGUGGUAGGCGGGUCGGACUUUGAAAAAGUGCAGGAGCAACUGGGAAAUGAUGUGGUUGAAAAAUAUGAUUAUGUGUUUCCAGAAAAUGGCUUGGUAGCAUACAAAGAUGGGAAACUCUUGUGUAAACAGAAUAUUCAAGGUCACCUGGGUGAGGCCCUAAUUCAAGACUUAAUCAACUACUGCCUGAGCUAUAUUGCGAAAAUUAAACUGCCAAAGAAGAGGGGUACUUUCAUUGAAUUCCGAAACGGGAUGUUGAAUGUGUCCCCUAUUGGAAGAAGCUGCAGCCAAGAAGAACGCAUUGAGUUCUACGAACUCGAUAAAAAAGAAAAUAUAAGACAAAAAUUUGUUGCAGACCUGAGGAAAGAGUUUGCAGGAAAAGGCCUCACAUUCUCCAUAGGAGGCCAGAUCAGCUUUGACGUCUUCCCAGACGGAUGGGAUAAGCGGUAUUGCCUCAGACAUGUGGAAAAUGACGGUUAUAACCCCAUCUAUUUCUUUGGAGACAAAACCUUGCCAGGCGGAAAUGACCAUGAGAUCUUUACAGACCCCAGGACCGUGGGCUACACGGUAACGGCGCCCGAGGACACGCACAGGAUCUGCAGGGAGCUCUUCUGCUGACGCGCCCCUCCCUGUGCGGGGCGGGGGGUGGGGGGAACUUCCGGCCCAGCAGCCUGGAGGGCCGUUCGGGGCCAGACCCGGUCCCUCCCUCCCAUGCCACCUCGGUCUCUCCACACUGCUGAAAUCACAUGGAAGAUGUGGGUGGGCUGCAGUAUGGCUCACUGGGGAGGGGAGAUCACACCCCACCUCCAGACACACCGUUCCCUCCCCCAUCAGUGGUGGAAGGCGGCGGGAGGGAGAACAGACUGGUCAAGACUGACGCAAGGGAAUACCUCAAACAAAAGACUAUCUUCCAGCCCAGCCCGAGCACCCGCUGUCACAGGACACGAGACCCUCCCUGUUCCUGGGUCCUGUGGGAACCGCGACAGGCGUUAGUGUUUGGACUCCCCACAUCGGUUCCAAAAGGGGGACUUGGUGGUAAGAGGAAGGACAGGACACUCGGGGGCCAGCCAGUUAAGAACCCUUCCUGGAUGAAGCCCCCCCGGCACACUGGCUCGAUGGAGCCCAGGGGAUUGUGCUCAUCGGGCUGGGCGGUAUUCUGGUAAAUGACUGGGUGCGCUCCUGUUUGGUUCCGGCCCCGUUUCCUGUUUAUGAGACAGACCUCGCCGUGGACUGCUGGACAAAUGGCUGGCCAGGGGAGAGCUGAUCGGUAGUGUCCACAUCUCAGCCUGCCUAAUGGCGGCCUAGGUCUGUAUUCUUUACGCUGUGAGCAGCCCGGCUGGUUCUCUGGAAGUGUCGAGACGGAAGGAAAUAGCCAACAACUCCUGGUGAGGAUCGGCAGUGGCUACGUGGGACUUCCCCUGCGUGCCGGCUCUGGCUCAGGAUUUCAGACUUCUUCUCCUCAUGGGGCCUGGCCGGCCCUCCAGGCACUUCUCUAGUUAUUCAGGAACGAGGGAAGGGCCUGGAUAAGUCACAGGAACAGGAGCUGCUCUGUGUUUCCGCCCACGUGGGUUAAUAAGCAUUGUGGUCCACCCAGCCCUGGCCCAGCCCAGCCGUCCGCUAACGGGUGGGAGCAGUUGGUUUGGGCCUGCCACGCUCAGCAAGUCUGUGAACCUGGAAGGGGGCUCCAGGCCUCAUCCAGAACACUGGAAAGGAACACCUUUGCACGGAAACGGUUCACCUGUCCC
Trichechus manatus latirostris (Florida manatee) is the source of this 3656-nucleotide messenger RNA. It is a transcript of the gene PMM2, whose product is annotated as phosphomannomutase 2. The record is from RefSeq and is a predicted model, not a curated record. Gene Ontology annotation, biological process: GDP-mannose biosynthetic process; mannose metabolic process; protein N-linked glycosylation. The transcript has 9 exons. Gene Ontology annotation, cellular component: cytosol. Gene Ontology annotation, molecular function: phosphomannomutase activity. The coding region runs from base 1765 to 2529 and encodes 254 amino acids. Lineage: Eukaryota; Metazoa; Chordata; Mammalia; Sirenia; Trichechidae.